AUGAAAUCUCUUCUUGUAGCUCUCGCGGCGGCCAGCCCGGUGCUCGCGGGAUUCGAUACCUGGUCGCCCCCAGGACCCUACGACGUGCGAGCACCAUGCCCCAUGCUCAAUACGCUCGCAAACCACGGCUUUCUGCCGCACCAUGGCAGGGAUCUCACCAGAGUCAUUGUCGAAAACGCUCUGUUCGACGCUCUCAACAUGAACCAGACGCUCGCCAACUUCCUCCGAUCUGAUGCCUACUUCGGCAACGUCCUCGUCUUUAACCAGAGCGUCUAUGACGAGACCAAGUCGUAUUUCACCAGCGAGACGGUGACCCUUGAGCAUGCGGCAAGGGCGAGGCUGGGCCGCAUCAAGACCUGCCAGGCCGCCAACCCGACGUACUUUAUGUCCGAACUUGGCAACGCCUUCACCUUUGGCGAGUCGGCUGCGUACGUUGUCGUUUUCGGCAACAAGACCUCGAAGACGGUCCCAAGGUCUUGGGUCAACUGGCUUUUCGAACAUGAACAGCUCCCUCAACACCUUGGCUGGCGCAGGCCGACAGAGACCUUUCAUCUGGAAGACUUGGACUAUUUCAUGGGCGAGAUAAUGAACAUCACCCGAGCCAUUGUUGAAAACCCGGGUACGGGAUGUCCAUCGGGGAAGAAGCGCCGCACCACCCGUGCCCACUUCGGUGCCUGA
Parathielavia appendiculata is the source of this 678-nucleotide messenger RNA. RefSeq names its product Chloroperoxidase. The record is from RefSeq and is a predicted model, not a curated record. Gene Ontology annotation, molecular function: peroxidase activity. The coding region runs from base 1 to 678 and encodes 225 amino acids. The transcript has 4 exons. Lineage: Eukaryota; Fungi; Ascomycota; Sordariomycetes; Sordariales; Chaetomiaceae.